GUGCAGAGAGAGGCUAGAGAGGCUCAGCGAUAUAGUAUCAGUCAUGAUGUAUCAUAUGCAGAGGAUGUAAGACGGAUUGGUAGAACUACAGUGCGGACUGAUGGAGCUUACAUGGAUGUUCCUGUAGUUUUUUCUGUCCUAUGUGAAGCACACGCCGAGAGGACAGAGGGAUUUCACGUCUUAAUCACUGGAAAUUUGAAGAAAUGACUGAUCCAGAAGUCAACCCCAAGGCCUACCCUCUUGCUGAUGCCACACUGAGCAAAACCAUCCUGGACCUUGUGCAGCAAGCUGCCAAUUACAAGCAGCUCCGCAAAGGGGCCAAUGAAGCCACUAAAACGCUGAACCGUGGUAUCGCCGAGUUCAUCGUGAUGGCCGCAGACGCAGAGCCCCUGGAGAUCAUCCUCCACCUGCCACUGCUCUGCGAGGACAAGAACGUACCCUAUGUGUUUGUGCGUUCCAAGCAGGCCCUGGGACGCGCCUGUGGGGUCUCACGCCCCGUCAUUGCCACCUCGGUCACCAUCAAGGAGGGCUCGCAGCUCAAGCCCCAGAUCCAGUCUACCCAGAUGGCCAUUGAGAGACUGCUGGUGUGAGCAGAGCUCAGGUUGGGGGUUGUAGGGUUAACGAUGGGACGCCAGCUGCUUUUGUCAUAUUCAUAUUUUUGUAAAUGGGACAGGCUAUGAUUUAAUUUGUUGUGCUGCUUUAUGUUUGAUGUCCUGUCAGACUCAUGUACAGAAUAUUCUAUUUUGUAGGGCUGUGUCCAUUUAGAAAUGUUGGGACAGCAUAGGCACAGAGAGCAAUGAGACAGGUAUUUCACUGGAUGUAUAAAUGUGAAGCAUCUGGUUGGCAUUUCCACUCACUACCAAAUAUGGCGGGCAGUGGGAGAAGAUGGAUUUUGGGUGACAUUCUGCAUAUUUUCUCAUCGAUUACACAUUUAAUCUCAAUACCGUUUUCUGUUCCCAAAACUAGAAUCUGUUAUGAACAGAGUGGACUAAGUUUUGUAGACUUUACCCUUUGCAAAAGUAAAAAAAUCGCAUUGUUAGGAGUGUAAAGGCGAAUUGAGUUAUUGAACGCACGCACUUCAGAGUAGGCGUUCCCUAAUGGAAAUAUGCAGAUGUUAGAACGCGCCAAUAGGAUAUCGCUAGCGUGUGCUUGGCUCUGCCCAUUAUGACAUUUGUUCCCAUUGUAAACGACAAGCUGUGGUCUCUUGGUUUAGUUAUAAAAAUCUUUGGCAUAGGUAUAUAUCUGAAGCAUGGGAACAAAAUAAAUUGUUUAACUUGUUAUCAUUAUUAUGUUGUAAAUGUGUAAAUUAUAUAAAGAGUGUAUACGGGUCAGUUUAUAUAGGACGUCACACUAAGCAUAGUAAAACCAUAGCAAUCACACUGUUAGCUUUCCUUAUUUUGACCGUUUGUCUUAAAUUGGUGCGUCUAAAGGUGAACAUGUUCAUUCCAGUAUUCGUGUUUCAUUUGGGAAACUUUCCUACAUAAUAAAAUAAGUUUUGAAAUGAA
Coregonus clupeaformis (lake whitefish) is the source of this 1505-nucleotide messenger RNA. Its product is annotated as NHP2-like protein 1. Lineage: Eukaryota; Metazoa; Chordata; Actinopteri; Salmoniformes; Salmonidae. The record is from RefSeq and is a predicted model, not a curated record. Bases 204 to 590 code for a protein of 128 amino acids. The transcript has 4 exons. Gene Ontology annotation, cellular component: small-subunit processome; U4/U6 x U5 tri-snRNP complex; nucleolus. Gene Ontology annotation, biological process: maturation of SSU-rRNA; ribosome biogenesis; mRNA splicing, via spliceosome. Gene Ontology annotation, molecular function: RNA binding.